GCCGCAAUUGUGCCCACCAAGGAGCGCCUUCGCUCCACCACGGAGUCCAGUGGACUCACAGUCAGUCCACCGUGGCCGCCACCAUCUCGACGGAUAGAUGAUUAUCCGCCUAGGGUGGUUGCAUCGUUGCCGUGCGUAAGGUUGACUCGGAUUAUCUGUUCGCUGGGGUCCACUCGCUCUUGUGAGCUAUUCGAGGGCGACUCCCUUCCUGAUCCAAGACAAGACGCCUGGAAGUCAACACUUCUAAAUCAGUCGGCCAGACAUGACUGCCAAGAGCUCCAAGGCCUCCAAGAGUCGACUGUACCUCUGGAUCGCGUACAACAUCGUGCUCUAUGCUGUCAUCGUGGUCUCCGGCGCCAUUCUGUUCAUGGUCAUGGUGGGCAUGGUCAAGGUCGGCGACGGCGACAAGGACGUCAAGGACGACUGGAUCGAAGUCAACUCGCAGAUUCUCAAUGGCGUCUUCACGUGGAUGGCCAUAACCAACCACCCCUUCUUCCUCUACCGUUUAAUCAAGACGCUGCAAGUUUUGGGUAUCCGCCGAUGGAAUUGGGUCCCUGAAAUGGACAAGCGCGUACGAGCGGCUCGGUACUUGAGCCGCCAUUUCCCGCUCGUAUUCGUCGACACCGAAGCUGUACACGACCACAAACUCGAGAGCGCAGAGGCACAAGACGCUGCAGUCGACGAUGGCGCGGUGUACUUGCUGACGGAACACGAGGAGACGGAGACGCUCGAGGAGAUCACAUACAACCGUGGAGACGCCGAAAAUCUGCGCAAUACGUUCGUCAUGCUUAACUGGAACUGUCUGUUCCAGUACCCGAUCACUGCAGUCAUGUGGGCCUACAACGCUGACACGCGCCCUGGAUUCGUCAUUGCCGCCUUCCUGCCGCUUUCGUUCCUAUGCAACUUUGGAGGCCAAUACCGAAUCUUCAAGCUCAACAAGGACAUCAAGGCGCGACGCAGCGCUCCAGGAGGACAAGCAUAACCUUCUUCUCUAGCAUGUAAAAAUUAAUUUUGAUUUUUUAUACUGGUACCCAAU
Phytophthora nicotianae INRA-310 is the source of this 1036-nucleotide messenger RNA. RefSeq lists its product as hypothetical. Bases 263 to 982 code for a protein of 239 amino acids. Gene Ontology annotation, molecular function: cyclase activity. Lineage: Eukaryota; Oomycota; Peronosporomycetes; Peronosporales; Peronosporaceae. The transcript has a single exon. Gene Ontology annotation, biological process: sesquiterpene biosynthetic process. The record is from RefSeq and is a predicted model, not a curated record.